AUGUGGUUUAGGUGGUCUUUUGGCCUGUCAAUAGAGUUUUUGUUGCUUUAUUCACUGUUUUCAUUCACAGCUAAUUGUCUCAUUUUCGUUCCUCCAAAAAGUUGCCAUGAAAUUGAAAGCCGUGCCUUGUUACAAUUUAAGGAAAGGUUUGUUAUUAAUAAGUCUGCUUCUUCUAAUCCUUUUAGUUAUCCUAAAAUAGCAUCUUGGAAUGAAACCACUGAUUGCUGCUCAUGGGAAGGCAUUCAAUGUGAUCACCACACAGCUCAUGUCAUUGGUGUUGAUCUCAGUAGCAGUCACAUCUAUGGUACAAUGGAUGCUAAUAGCAGCCUCUUUCACCUCAAACAUCUUCAAAGUCUUGAUCUUGCUGAUAAUCACUUCAAUUACUCUCAAAUUCCUUCUAGGAUUGGUGAGCUUUCACAGUUAAGGUAUCUGAACCUUUCUCAAGCCUAUUUUUUUGGUGAAAUCCCACAACAAGUUUCACGAUUGUCCAAGUUACUGUCUGUUGAUAUAUGUGGGACGUUUUAUUCUGAUUCUGACAAUGCAGACUAUCUUUUGAGUUUGAAAAUAUCCACUCUAAGAAGCUUAAUUCAAAACUCAACUAAUCUUGAAAUACUUCUUCUUGAUUUGGUGACCAUUUCAUCUUCCGUACCUGAUAUAUUCACAAACAUUACAUCUUUGCGUCAACUCUCUCUUUACAAUUGUGAACUAUAUGGGGAAUUUCCAGCUAGAAUAUUCCAUCUUGCAAACUUGAGACAUCUGGAUUUGGAAAAUAACCUAAACCUCAGAGGUAAAUUUCCAGAUUUUCAUUCAAGUGCACAAAUUAUCACCUUAAAACUCGCUUCCACAAGUUUCUAUGGUACACUACCUGCAUCUAUUGGAAAUCUCAAGUCUUUGACUUGGUUAUCAAUUUCUCAAUGCAACUUUUCAGGGAUCAUUCCUUCUUCGUUUGGAAACCUCUCUCAGCUUACAUUUCUAGAUAUUGCAAACAACACAUUCAAGGGCCAUCUUUCUUCAUUCUUGGCAAAUCUUACCAAAUUGCACACCCUGAGAGUUGGUUUUAAUGAAUUUACUACUGACACCAUCUCAUGGAUUUGUAAGCUGUCAGGAAUAGAUGAUUUGGAUCUUAACGUGGUUCAUAUUGGCAGCAAGAUUCCAUUAUGUUUUGCAAAUCUCACUCAGCUAUCUGCCUUAUCCAUAUAUCACAGCAAUUUAUGUGGACAAAUUCCAUCCUGGAUAACGAACCUAACUAAUUUAGCUUACAUUUUUCUUGCAGAAAAUAAUCUUCAGGGUGCAAUUCCAAACUCUCUCUUCAAACAUGAGAACCUAGAAUUUUUUAAUGUGGCCUAUAAUCAGUUGGAGGGAGAAUUAGAACUUGACAAGUUUCUAAUGCUAAAAAAGCUACGUGUUCUUGGAUUAUCUUACAAUAAAUUGUCAUUAAUAUAUGGAAAAAAUCCAUCCAAUGUAAGCGUUUCUCAAAUUGGAUUUUUAGGUUUGCGUUCUUGUAAUUUGAGUGAGUUUCCAAAUUUUCUCCGGGACUUGCCUAAACUGUCAGUUCUUUUUAUGUCAAACAAUAGUGUCAAUUCCUUCCCGAUUUGGAUGGGGGGGAAAACAACUCUUCGAACAAGUCUUCAGGGCUUAAUUGUUUCCCACAGCUCAUUGGUAGGAAAUAUAUCCCCACUGAUAUGCAAUUUGAAAUCUCUUGUGCAUCUUGAUUUAUCAUUUAACAACUUAACCGGCAUGGUUCCCUCAUGUUUGGGAAGUUCUAUCCAAUCUCUACAGUCUUUGGUGCUAAAAGGAAACAAAUUGUCUGGCCCAGUUCCUCAGACAUAUAUGAUAACAAGUGCACUGAGAAUGAUUGAUUUAAGCAAUAACAAUCUGCAUGGUCAAAUUCCAAGAGCACUGCUAAAGUGUAGAAUGCUCGAGUAUAUUGAUAUCAGCCAUAACCAAAUGAAUGAUUCAUUUCCCUGUUGGCUGGGAACUCAUCCGGAGCUGAAAGUUGUUGCUUUACGUGAUAAUCAUUUGUAUGGAUCUAUAAGGUGCCCUACAGCAUGCACAUUUCCCAAACUGCACAUCAUCGAUCUUUCUCGCAAUCAGUUCUCUGGAAGUUUGCCUUCCAAAAUAAUCGACCAAUGGAAAACCAUGAAAGCUUCAAACAAGAAUCAAUUACAGUAUGAGAAUUAUUUGACCUAUUGGGUGUUGGGAAGGUACAGAUGGCGGCAAUAUAUUGAUACUUAUUCAUUUACAAUGUUUAACAAAGGCAUGGUCAUGGUUUAUGGAGAUCUCCAAGAGUUUUACAACCUUAUAGCCGUUGAUCUUUCAAGUAACAAAUUCAGUGGGGAGAUUCCAGAUGUUAUAGGAAACUUAACAGGCCUAGUUUUGCUCAACCUGUCCAACAACAUGCUUAGUGGUAGCAUUCCAUCUUCCUUAGGGAAGCUUUCAAACCUUGAAACAUUGGAUCUUUCUCUCAACAGUUUAUCAGGGAAGAUUCCCCAACAAUUGGCAGAACUAACCUUUCUGUCGUUCUUUAAUGUGUCAUUUAACAACCUCUCAGGUCCUAUACCACAAAAUAAGCAGAUUGGUACAUUUGAAGGUAGUUACUUUGAGGGUAACGAAGGACUGUGUGGGAUUCAAUUAUUGAAGAAAUGUGAGGAAGAUGAAGGGUCACCAUUUGCUCCUGGUUCAGCCUCUGAUGAUGAUCAAGACUCUGGAUUUUCGGUUGAGUUUGACUGGAAAGUUAUUCUGAUUGGGUAUGGGGGUGGACUUCUUGUGGGAGUAGCAUUGGGAAGGACUUUCGGCCAAGAAUUACUAAUUAUCUUUUUGUGCCACAAAGAUGAAAGUCAUGCCUUGAUGCAAAUUAAGGAAAGGUUUGUUAUUAGUAAGUCUUCUUAUAAUCCUUUCAGUUAUCCUAAAAUAGUAUCUUGGAGCAACACUGAUUGCUGCUCAUGGGAUGGCAUUCAAUGUGAUGAGAAAGCAGGUCAUGUCGUUGGCAUUGAUCCCAGUAGCAGUCAGAUUUUUGGUACAAUGGGUGCUAAUAGCAGCCUCUUUCACCUCAAACACCUUCAAAGUCUUGAUCUUGCUGAUAAUCACUUCAAUCAAUCUCAAAUCCCAUCGAGCAUUGGUGAGCUUUCACACUGAUAUAUUUACAAAUAUUACUUCUCUACAACUACUCUCGCUUCACCAUUGUGAACUAUAUGGGGAAUUUCCAGCUGUAACAUUCCAUCUUCCCAAAUUGAGAUG
Glycine soja is the source of this 3237-nucleotide messenger RNA. RefSeq names its product receptor-like protein 7. Gene Ontology annotation, molecular function: protein binding. NCBI's taxonomy places the organism in Eukaryota, Viridiplantae, Streptophyta, Magnoliopsida, Fabales, Fabaceae. The record is from RefSeq and is a predicted model, not a curated record.